This is a messenger RNA of Gaeumannomyces tritici R3-111a-1, 393 nucleotides long. RefSeq lists its product as hypothetical. The coding region runs from base 1 to 363 and encodes 120 amino acids. Lineage: Eukaryota; Fungi; Ascomycota; Sordariomycetes; Magnaporthales; Magnaporthaceae. The transcript has 3 exons. The record is from RefSeq and is a predicted model, not a curated record.
AUGACUCUCGGCGCCUGGGUGGCCGCCACGACUUGGCACCCAAGGCUUGACCGGCCCACGGCACCGGCGCCGAGACGACCGGGUCCCUGGCGUUACGUCAGGGGCGGCGUCGAGUGGGCACUUGCCGGGAAACAUGAUGCAAUAUGGGGUCGCGACAACCCCCCGAUCAGCGAAAUCCUAACAGACGGCGGCGCGUACCGGCCGCGACCGCAGAGCCGGGUGCGGUUCGAGGACGAUGACGACGGCGGCGCGAACGGCCACAUGCCGGGGCUAUGGCUGACUGGACUCUGUCGGCCUUUCCCAGAACCGCCACGGUCGACCCAACGCGCUCUACACCUGCCUCGAUAUAAGCUCUCCGGCUAGAAAUGCUAGGGCCCAGAAAUCGACGUCCGU